AUGGGCAGGUGUGAGAGCGAACGUUUGCGUUCCUGCUGCGGUAAAGUCUUGCACCACAUUCGCAAAGAACUGCUUCUCGUCCUCAUUAUUUUGGGAGUGCUCGUCGGCUUCAUUAUCGGUUUAUCGGUAAACAAGAGUGUGAACGAUAUCAAAGACCCAGAAAAGAAAGCUACUACUAUCAUGUUGAUUGGUUUUCCGGGUGAGCUCUUCAUGAACAUGCUGAAGUUGCUAAUACUGCCGCUGAUUGUUGCAAGUUUGAUCACCGCCUUGGCCACGCUGGACUCCAAAGCCACGGGAAGAAUUGGUCGUCGAACUGUACUUUACUACAUGGGAACUAUGCUGAUCGCUGUGCUUCUUGGGAUCGUCUUGGUCCUUUCUAUACGGCCGGGAGAACGCAGCAAACCUGAAGGAACCGACGAAGAGCUCUCGAGACCUUAUCGUGGUCUCGAUUCGCUUCUCGAUCUUUUGAGGUGAGCUUUGAUUAUGGAUUGAUAUUUGUCAUAUUAAUGACAAUUGUCAAGUCUGUUGGAAAUGGCGACAGUGCAAAAUUAAUCUGUUAUUCCUUGUUAUUCCAUGCAUACUAUGUGUCACGGUCAACUUUUCGCUAGCGAAACUUGGCCGCAGGAGCAAUAUUUUUAAGUAAAUAAGAGCAGAAAUGCAAAUUAUUCCUUUCGCUUGGUUAUACUAGAAAGGUCUGAAGCACUUUUGUUUCCAUUUUAAAACUAUUUUCGCUCAGUUCCGUCGAUAAUCGAUUCCGUUGAUGAUUUCCGUGACAGUGCAUUAAGAUUCCAUGAAAGGGUAGAUCACUAACACAACCUUUUGGCUUGAAAAACAAUAUCCACCACUUUGAAGGGAUACAAAAUGCAAAUAUAUUUGUCUUAGUUGACAGCCAUAAAUUCAGUUGACUACAAUAACAUGACAUCAAUGUUACAUCUGUUUCAAGAAUAUUCCACUUCAGAUGGACGUCAUAACGUGAGGUCUUUUCAAGUCAAGUCAAGUAAAAUUUUUUUUAACUCACAUGAAUAUUUACAGAGAUGACAAUGUUUGUACAGUUGGGUCCACACAUUAAUGCAAACAUGAAACAUAAAACAUUAAAAAAAUAUAUACAUAUAUUAUUCUACGACGCAUUGUAAUUGUAAUAUAAAAUGAUAAGCCUUUUAAGCAACCUUUAGUAUGACGGCUAAUGAAAAUGAAUGUACGUUUCAUCUUUCGGUCAACGACCCCUGAGAAAAUUUAAUGAAUAAGCUUAUCUGUCUACAGUUUUUUAUUAUUCUAAUUUUACAACACCGGGGGUUCUGCUGGCAGGGACUGUGAUGGAGUUCAAUAAUUUCAAUUCAUGUUUGCGUACAAUGAUUGUUAGUGCCUGACUGACCAUGCAUGUAAAUUAUCACCAAAUCACUUUUCCCAUAUCAGUAAUGAGGGCGGCGUCAGAAAAGGGGCUUGAUUUCGCCGGGCACGAGUUUUUUCUCUUGUAUAUUUCCGUCUUUUUUGUCAUUUUUCCGUCUUUUUUUUCUGUCACGCCCGUCAUCUACUGUUACUAAGGGUGUCAAGUUUAUCUUAAGAUUCCCGAUCGGUUGCGUUUUGAAUAGCAAACGGCCUACACUUUUACACUGUCUGGGCAAAUAACUCACAAUUUAUCGAUGUGAUCUCAGGAAGGAAAUUUGUGUCUUUAAGAAAGUUUUUUUCUUUCGAUACCAAGGGGAUAUAUAUUAGCAAAUUUACCCAAACCCAGAGAGAGCUAUUUUAUUCGGCCAAACAUUGAAAGAUGAUAAUUGACAAUGACCUUAAGAAUAUUCGGUCUCAUAAAGCCACUGGGCUAGAUAGCUUCACUGUUCGCAUACUUUCGUAUUUUGAAAGGAAGAAAUCAGGGAGCAGAGAGGGAAGAUCACGGCGUUGUCUGGGAUGUGUCGAUUCCACCAAGUGUACUUUUAACGGCCGCACUAGCAUCCUCGCCUAAGGAAAACGAUUCUCUUCUUUGUGGAGGUCUCCUUGACAACAUUGAUUUCCCUGCGGAAAACCAUCGUAUUAUUAUUAAGGCUACCUUCAAAUCGAGAUCAGCCUUCACGCAAACGUCUCGGACAACAGACUUCCGUAAGAUAGGCUAUCGAUAAUAAACUUUAAUGAAACUAAAGUAUCUUAAAACUUGGACUAGGAGCCUUUUGUCUCUUCAUUUUUUUUCUGAUUCCUUAUUAUUGCAUUACAGGAGCUGCUUUCCAGUGAACCUUGUGGAGGCAGCUUUCAUACAGGUUAGUGGUUUCUAAAUUAGUCCUCAACCGCUGGAACAUUCCGUAGAUUUGCUUAGGAAAGCUACCGAAAAUCAUUUUUUUGUUUUUAGUUUGAAUUCCGCAGUGUCUCCAAUUUAGAACGAGAUAGUCUUCGUUCUCGAGGUGGUGGAGGAAGAGGGAGAAACUUGAAGCCAAACAUGGAAGGGGGGAGGCUCAUAUUAGAGAGUGGGGCUUACCAGAGAGGGAGGCUGGUUAAAAUGUUUCUGGGUUUUUUUGUUCAAUUUUUAACAGAGUAGCUUUUACUCAUUUUAUUUCUUGUGUAACCCCUUCCUAUUGACUGUUAAAAGCUAUUCUAUACCUUCACUCAGGAAAUCCCUUUCCUUUCGUACAUCUUUGACCUGAAGUAAAGUAAAGUCUGUAAAGUCUAAUGAACAUGGCGAGUUCCACCCCCCAGGACUUGUGUGUUUGAAUUCGAUUUCUUUAUUUUUUUAAGCAAGUCUUUUCUUUUUUUCGUGGUUAAUCUUUAUUUUCAGAAACGUACCAAAUACAAGACUGUCGAUCCCGUUGUUAACGAAUACAACGAGACAAUUAGGAACGGGACUCACAAUUACACAGUUCUGAAGGAAGAGGAACUAGCUCCGGGAUCAUCGAUGGUUCCCGCGGGACUCGAAAUUGCUUCCCGAAAUAUGAACGUCCUUGGGUUGGUGGUAUUUUCUAUUGUGUUCGGUAUCGUGUUGGGGCGCGUUGGAGAGCGUGGAUUGCCCAUGAGAGCCUUCAUUGAGUCGCUGAACGAAAUCGUCAUGGAAAUGGUAUCAUUAGUCAUGUGGUAAGAUAUUCAUCGCAAUGACUAAAGUAAUGAGUCGCAAUUAAUGAAAAUAAAGAAGACUAUGCUAGGUUGUAGAUCACUAAGGGCCUGGGAAAGAGGAGAGGAAGGAUAUGCCAGCAAGAAUUGUCCAAAAGCCGGUAUCGGGAUUUUAGAUCUUCAAUAAUAUAAUUGUUUGCUGAUUAUCAAAAUGGCCGCUUCGCGUUUCGUCCAUCAUGUUACCAAGGAAGUGAUGAACACGGCAUGAGAGAAUUCAAAUUCCGAGGAGUACAAAAGAUGCUACUAAGUUUGGCCUGACACUUCUUAAAAUUAAGAUAAGAUGUUUCUUCUUCUGAUUGAAUUAAAUAAAUAAGCUUGUCAAAUUCUAAUGGAAAUUGGCUGGCCAAAAAAUUGUAUUUUUUAUUGCUGCACGAGAACUUGAAAAUCAUAAAGCAACAGCAGUAAACCAGAAGGAUGAUGAGCAUCAUCAGAAUUUCGCUGAGGAAAGUGAUAAGUGGUAUCCGUGGUGGUUGAAAAUUUUUGAUGGAUUUUGACCAAAACAAAAAAUCGAACACCACCCCUUUUAAGCUGUUUAAUUUCAACGCUAAUCGUCACCUUUUUUUCACCAGGCUCUCUCCGAUUGGAAUAUGUAGUUUGAUAGCUGCUAAGCUGGCCGGCAUGGAUGAUAUUGGGCAGGCAUUCAAAACGCUGGGGUAUCUUAUGGGUACCGCCAUCGCUGGUCUUCUCUGCCACGGCUUUAUAAUUUUGCCGCUGGUUUAUUUGAUCUUCACGCGGAAAAACCCGAUUAUUUACAUCAAAAAUAUGUCGGAUGCCAUAUUUACAGCGUACGGUACAGAUUCCAGGUUGGUGUCAUAAUAAUUUCUGUGUUUUUUGGAGGGCUCUUAACCCUUCGAACCAUGCAUGACGAACAUCUAAUUUCUUCUUACAAGAUCAUCCCUGAAUCAAACAUUUAGGUCAGGAGAAUAAAGCAGAUGAUCACAGACUGAAGAAGUGUUUGAUUUUCAAACAGAUUCUCCUUACACGCACCAUAGAAAAUGUAUAUAAAACGGUAUGGAGAAUAUGCAUAUUGAUGUCAGGGUGUUAAGGGGCAAGUUGUAAAUCCCUUGUGCAUCGGUCGAUUACAUAGGGUGCGUUUCCAUUCCAGCGACACCAAGAUUGUCAUACGUGUUUGUUGUAAGCGGCGUCUCAGAAAUCUUUUCAGCUGAUUGAAAUGAUUCCUUCUGUUACCACUUGCCCCAUGUAUUGCUGAGUCGGGUUCGAUGGGCAGGUCUACGGCUUCCGAAAGGCGGAACUUAGAGAAAUCUUGUUGGGGAGGUCGUCGGUAUCACUUUGAUUGGAAAGACCCUGGAAUCAGAGUUGCCGACGUUGGACUGUUGUCGUUAAGGGAGCACAGCCUGUCUUAAAUCUCGGUUUUAGGAAAAUAGGCAUGUUAACUACCCUCAUCCCCAGUAUUACUGAAGGUGAAUUGAAGCCAGUAUUCCAAACAAAAUUACAGAUUACUGUAUGUGUGCGAGAAGAGGCGUUUCCUAUUUCUUUUCUGAAAAACUUCCAAUUAUCACAUCUUUAAUUCAGCGCGGCCACUUUGCCAACCACCAUGAGAUGUGUGGAGCAGAACAAUCACGUAGACAAACGUAUCAGUCGCUUCGUUCUACCCUUGGGUGCCACCGUUAAUAUGGACGGAACCGCGUUGUACGAAGGCGUUUGUGCUCUCUGGAUCGCGCAGCUUCACGGAAUCAGCCUUGGGGCAGGACAGGUUAUUACUAUUAUGUAAGUACAUUGCCUCUCUGAGGCUAAAGAAACAUCUUCUCUCACCAAAAUGUGUAUUGGGUGCCUGUAAAAAAAUGCUCUACAUAAAAAACUUGAUUUAAGAAACUCUUGUGUAACCAAAGUGGACUCUGUUUCAGUCAAGAAUAGCAGGGUAAUUUAGUGAUAUUAAAUGAGUUGAUAAUGUAAAUUGGCCACCGUGAAGAGUUUCAAAGCUAACGUUUCGAACGUUGGCCCUUCGUCUGAGCGAUAGCCAUGAAACGCUGUGUCACGGUUGUGUCAUGAAAACCAUGUGAUCCCCCAAAAUCCUCCAAACUUCCCCAAUCCCGGCGGUAAAUACUAACUGGAUCCUAACUGCUGAUCAUCAGAACUGAUAAAGAAGUACUGCGGAUGGAAUAUUUAAAAUUCAAAAUCCAUUUGCAAAACAAUUUAAGGUGGAUUUCCAAAUGGUAGUCGUCUGCAAAGAACAGAUUAUGUCGUUAUUAAGUUGGUAAAUCAUCAUGCUGGUUCACGGCCAUAAAUUUGAAAGUGAAGAUUCCGUAUGUUAAAUGAUAGCUUAACUCCUCAAAAAUCAGAACUGACUACCUUAUUUCCCUCUUUGGUCGCGUAUCUGGCAAUUUUGUUCGCUCUUUGAAGUACUCGGCAGCUGAGCGGAACUAAAUAAAGGAGCUCUGCGUUCGUUUUCGCCGCUCCAGCGCCUUUACUUUAGUAGAGGGCCCGUAAAGCCGGCCAUGCCGCGCUGACGUUGGCUACUACCCUACAUCAAUCUUAAUUGUAUGCAUUCUAUAGCUAAUGAGUGUGUCAGUGGGAUCUGUUCUCCUUUGUUUCAUGCGGCAAGCCUCUUCCAGGCAUUUUAAAAAUUAUUUGAAAAAACGUCAUGGUACGAGUGGGAAAAAUGGAAGAAAAAAAGAGAAGAGCAUCUCUAUCUAGCCUCGUUUCGUUCAUCUUUUUCUCAUUUUUAAUGCAUUUGUUUCGCGUUUCGUCUCUGUUUGAUAAAUGAAUGCUUCGAAUAGGCAAAAGGGCGCUGAUAAGUUAUAUCUCUGUCAAUUUUUUUCCAUCAUUUAGAUUGACAUCUAUGGCUGCGGCGGUUGGUGCAGCAGCAAUUCCGUCUGCAGGCUUGGUUACCAUGCUGAUUGUGUUACAGUCUGCUAAUCUCCCCACCAGUGAUGUUGCUCUUCUUUGGGCAGUCGACUGGUUCAUGUAAGACCAGAGAUAUCAGCGUUUAUUAGAGUAUUUUAAACUAUGAGUUCCAUUUUACUCUACGCAUAAUUCUUGUUCGUCCUCAAUGUUUAAGGGGCUCCAUAAUUUCAACUUAUCCAGUAUAUAUUUAUAUGAAGGGUCUUGAAAGCGCUCCCGUUUUUUUUCUUCAUUCCUUCAUUCAUUUAUUUAUUCGAUACUUCAUCCAUCUAUUCAUUCUUUCAUACAUUCAGAAUUUCAUUUAUUCAUUCAUCCAAAUGGAGUUUCAUUUCUUGAUCUUCAUUGUUUGCUUUUCAAGGGAUCGCUUCCGUACUGUUGUAAAUGUCCUUGGGGAUGCAAUCGGCGCUGGUAUAGUUGGACACCUGUCACGUGAUGAAAUGAAGAACGCUGACCAAGCAGACAUAGAAGAAGGUGGACAGGGAGAUGAAAAGCAUGAGCUUCUUGUACCGUCUGAGGGACGCUAUGUUAAAAAAGACCCAGAUCAGAACUACUCCCCAAGAAUGACCAGCUUUAAGAGGUCCUCAGAGGAGUAGAUCAAGAGUAGUACGUCAAGUUAAGUAGGUCAACUCCAAAAUGGCUGCUGAUGUUUGAAAAGGCCAUUUUACGUUUCUGGAAAAGAAAGAUACAACACUUUAUUAUAACUAACUAUUAGCACUAGAGUUUGGCAAUGUCAUCUUUCUUGACAGACAGCCAGUUUAAACAGACUUUUCUUUCUAUUUUAUUACAAUUUCAAUGGUUAUCUUUAGAUAUUAGUAACAUUUCUUGUAUUUUAUUCAACGACGUUUCUUUAAUUCGGGUAAAACUGCCGAGGGUAGGACAAUUCCUGAGUAAUCAUUAAGAAAACUGAAACUAAUGUGUUUAAGUCAGAAAAGAAAUCAGUUAAGGGGUUGGCAACCUGUAGGCAGGGAGGUCUAAAGCUGUUAGAAAAAAGUACAACUUCGUAAGAGAUUAUAAUCUCUUGAAUUUAAUCAGUUGCUUUUAGGAUUACUACACGAGACACUUAUCUACAACAGUUUGUGAAGGACUCACGUGAAUAUUUUAUAUCUUACUGCUCUAGUGGGAAAAAGUUUGAUUAGUUAGAAGUGACACGGUGGAUACUUCGUCAGAAAAUUAUAUCUUCUAUAUGUGUGGAAAAAGAGCAAACGUAGAAAAAAGAAAAAGGAAAAACUUCUAAAUUGCUUGAGUAAGACUGUCAUCUUCAUUAUACGGUAUGUCGAUACAUGCAUGUAUAGAAAACGCUAGUUCAGACAUUUUUUGAGACGUAGACAUCAGCUGGAAGUUGAGACUGCUUUUCCCAGACGCCUAAUACAGAUCCUUCUAUCCGCACUGUUCAUUCCAAAAUGCUAGGAUGAAGCCUUUGCUCUGGGCCAUUUGAUAUGAAUGCACACUAGACCUGAUUGCAUCAUCCUUUUGGUCGCCGUCCGCGUCUCAAAAUUGCUGCUGCUGAAUUUCCAUAUGACAUAUAUUUUUUUAAACAUAGUUAAUAUCCGCAAGUCUAUUACAGUGUGAGAAUUUUUCCUUUAAUUCCUCAUAUCAUGACAAGAAGCUUCUGAACCUGAGUCAGCUAAGGAGAAAAAAAAGGGGGGGGGGGGUUCGACGCAGGUAUUGUCGUCGAAAGUUUCAUUUAGAGUCCGCUGACAUAAUUCAACGACCAUCGCUCACUCACCCCCACCCCGCAAGGAUCCUGAUAAAACAACUACAUAAGAUAGCUGCUAAUCAAGAAUAUGAGGAAUUUUGUAAUAUAGUCAAGUAUACGUUUGUAUUUGGUUUGUUAGAUCAAGAAAUCCUCUCUUGUUAAGGUACUAUGACCUUGGAAGGCAAGGCAUCUUUACUUUAUCAAUUUCAUUGUGUAAACCGUGAGAAAUGAUGAAUAUAUUUGCUAAGUUUUCACUAAAGUCGUUUUCAUUUUGUGUUGAUUCUUCCUUGAAAAUAUAGGUCUUUUUUUCAUGGUAAGGAAAAUAAAAUGUGACUAAAUUAAUGAUACUUCAUAUACACCUUUCUCAUAAUUAAUUUGCCAAAGUCUCCUUAUUAUAAUGAAGUAUUUUUUCCCAGUAAUGUGCUAAGGGAAGAGUGCAUCAAAAUUUGCAUUUUAAUUGGCUUCUAGUGAAAGAAAUCGAAUUUUUUUUUUCUCCAGUCAAAAUAAAAUGAAAUUUGAAAUUUAGCCUUUGGAGUUCAUCGUGCAUUGUAAACUGAACGUUUUUAAAGAAGAAACCUUUCCGCAACAGAUCAAUGUAUGUUGUUUAGGAAUUCAGAGGACUCAUUAGACACACUGCUUUCCCUAUAGAAAUACACAUACGUGUGAAUAUUUAACUACCCUUAUAGUGUGAAUUUUUAACUAAG
Pocillopora meandrina is the source of this 8349-nucleotide messenger RNA. NCBI's taxonomy places the organism in Eukaryota, Metazoa, Cnidaria, Anthozoa, Scleractinia, Pocilloporidae. The record is from the annotation of a GenBank genome assembly.